Messenger RNA from Lacerta agilis (Sand lizard), 1821 nucleotides. RefSeq names its product E2F transcription factor 5 (gene E2F5). Gene Ontology annotation, cellular component: RNA polymerase II transcription regulator complex. Gene Ontology annotation, molecular function: DNA-binding transcription factor activity, RNA polymerase II-specific; protein dimerization activity; RNA polymerase II cis-regulatory region sequence-specific DNA binding. The record is from RefSeq and is a predicted model, not a curated record. NCBI's taxonomy places the organism in Eukaryota, Metazoa, Chordata, Lepidosauria, Squamata, Lacertidae. The transcript has 9 exons. The coding region runs from base 27 to 1202 and encodes 391 amino acids. Gene Ontology annotation, biological process: regulation of transcription by RNA polymerase II.
AGGGCCGGGGGAGGUGGGGAUGCAGCAUGGCCGCGGUGGCGCUGCCCGAGUCGGUUUCCAGUAGCCAUGGCGGCGGCGUGGGGAGCCUGGAAGGCGGUGCGGGCACCGGGGGCGCCAGCAACAGCAGCCGGCAUGAGAAGAGCCUGGGGCUGCUCACCACCAAGUUCGUGUCCCUCUUGCAGGAAGCCAAGGACGGCGUGCUCGACCUGAAAGCGGCUGCCGACACACUUGCUGUAAGACAAAAAAGGAGGAUCUACGACAUCACCAAUGUUUUGGAAGGGAUAGAUCUCAUAGAAAAAAAGUCAAAAAACAGCAUCCAGUGGAAAGGUGUAGGUGCUGGUUGCAAUACGAAGGAAGUCGUAGACAGACUGAGAUACCUUGAAGCAGAAAUUGAAGAAUUGGAGCUAAAAGAAAAGGAGCUGGAUCAGCAGAAACUGUGGUUACAACAAAGCAUAAAAAAUGUUAAGGAAGAUUCCACAAAUAAAUGUUUUUCAUACAUCACUCAUGAAGACAUUUGUGACUGCUUCAACGGGGAUACACUACUAGCAAUUCAGGCUCCUUCUGGCACACAGUUAGAAGUCCCUGUACCUCUUGUGAGACAAAGCAAAUACCAGAUCAACCUGAAGAGUCAUUCGGGGCCCAUCCAUGUGCUGCUUAUAAACAAAGAGUCCAGUUCCUCAAAGCCAGUGGUUUUUCCGGUACCUCCUCCAGAUGACCUCGUGCAACCUCCAUCUCAGUUGCCAGCUCCAUUGAUUUCCCCUAAACUGAAUGUAGAUCCUCAGAAGUUGGAGUCUAUAGAUCCUCUUCAUCAGGGUCAAUCCCUUCCACGAAUACCACCAGUCACAGAUAUGUCAACAGACAUCAGUUUGCAAGAGAGCCCGACUCCUGAAACUCCUUAUGCUGGCAUUCCAGAUUCUGAGCUGUAUAACAGCCUUAUAACAGAAACUACACCUAGCUCUAAUAACUGCCAGUCCUUCCUUCCGCUGGACGUAAAUAGUAUUCUGAAGCCGAAUGCGUUUGACAUCGCAAAGAUGGAUGAGCCUGGAGGAAUAAUUAACAGCGAUAUCAUUGAUGAAUUGAUGUCCUCUGAUGUUUUCCCCCUCUUACGGCUGUCUCCUACUCCUGGAGAUGACUACAACUUCAACCUGGAUGAUAACGAAGGAGUCUGUGACCUCUUUGAUGUGCAGAUACUGAACUACUAGAUUUGAUGCAGCCAGAUUGCCUCAUCUACCUCUAACGAUAUAAUAUUGUAGACUUAAUUUCAUAACACAAGUAUUUAAAAUAAUGAAUGUAAAACUUCUGUAGUUCACCAACACCGGGUGUACCUUUCCCCCUGUACUUCAUUAUUUUGAUCAACUUAUAAACUCAGUAAAACAGAAGCUUCAUUUUACUGCAGUGCAGGGAUUGGUGUUCCUAGAGAUGUUACGGUAACUUAAUACAGUUACUUGAAAGCCCCAGUUCUUUUUAUUUGUUCUUUAGGAACUAAAGUUUCCUAAGCCCAACUCUGCUUCCUGUACAACUCCAGACUGCUGUGUUUUAUACACCUGGAAAUCCUCUACAAUCAUUCCAGAAUUCUGACCUUUUAUGUCUUAAAACUCCCACUGCCAAUUGUAGAAUGAAGGACAUUAACUAGUCUAUGCUACAUUGUUUCAGUGAACACUUUUGUGGAGUGCCUUUUUAAUUAGCACUUUAUUUUGUUCUCUGUUUUUUACUUCUGACAUUCCACAUUCCUAGAUUUAGGAAAGCACUAUUUGUAGUUUGUAUUAAAAGGGUGCCAAUGCUUGUACAUUAACAAGAUUUUUAAAAUAAAACUAUACAAAG